AUGACCUUAACAGACAUUGUAGAUUUAUCUAGCAAUGAUGAACUUGGAGAGGUUGAUGUGAAACCUGUUAAGUUGGAGCCAGGUCUCGUUGCAAGAAAAUUGCAACAGAAUGAGAACAAUAAGGCUCUACUUGCGAAGCAUCAAAAGUCAAAGACCCCAUGUGCAAUACGAGAACCUGAAGAAAAUAGGAGCUCAAAUGCUCUAAGUACUGGUCACAGUAGCUCUAGUAUAUUAGACCAAGGGCAGUCACCAGUGGAUGAUACUGGCCUUUCUUAUACAUCGCCUUUAUCUCCAGCACCACUUUGUCGGCAAUUUUGGAAAGCUGGGAACUACAAUGAUGGCAUUGGUUCUAAAGUCACAAUUCAAAGUAUUCUACUAUCUACUGUUAUAUUUUGUACUUGA
This is a messenger RNA of Prunus armeniaca (apricot), 402 nucleotides long. The record is from the annotation of a GenBank genome assembly. NCBI's taxonomy places the organism in Eukaryota, Viridiplantae, Streptophyta, Magnoliopsida, Rosales, Rosaceae.